Gossypium arboreum is the source of this 1020-nucleotide messenger RNA. Its product is annotated as magnesium transporter MRS2-1-like. The transcript has 2 exons. The record is from RefSeq and is a predicted model, not a curated record. The coding region runs from base 334 to 933 and encodes 199 amino acids. Gene Ontology annotation, molecular function: magnesium ion transmembrane transporter activity. Lineage: Eukaryota; Viridiplantae; Streptophyta; Magnoliopsida; Malvales; Malvaceae. Gene Ontology annotation, biological process: magnesium ion transport.
GUGGCACAAUUACUUUGUGGUUUAAUCAAAUGCAAAAGCAAAGUUCGCCGGAUGGCUCAAAUCGAUUUUUUUCAUCCACUAAACCCGAAUCCAGCGCGAAGAAUUUGCCACUUAAAAAAGAGGAAAUAUCAUUUAUUUAUUUAUUCAAUCUUAGGUAAAUGAUCAUUUACCAAAUAUAAUAUCUUUUUACCGAAUCCACUAUAAUCUCUUCUUCUUCUUCUUCUUCUUCUUCUUCUUCCUUUUAAAAAUGAGUUUUUCUUGGAUUUUGUUAAAUAAAUGAGUUUCUCUCCACUAUAAUCCUCUCAUGCCAAGGUGAUUCAGAAUAAUAUACCAAUGGCGGACCUAAAAGAACGUCUGCUCCCACUGAAACCCCAAUCGGCUAUAAAUCUUAGAGGCACUACAUCUCAGGCACCUGCCUCUGGACGUCAACCUUUCCAAGGCUUGGAUUUAUCUGGUUUAAAGAAGCGGGGCCAAGGACUCCGAUCUUGGAUCCGGGUUGAUACAUCUGGGAAUUCCCAAGUCAUCGAGGUUGACAAGUUCACUAUGAUGCGUCGUUGUGAUCUACCAGCUCGGGAUUUACGGCUUCUUGAUCCUUUGUUUGUGUACCCCUCCACAAUCCUUGGCAGAGAGAAGGCUAUUGUUGUAAAUUUAGAGCAGAUACGAUGUAUCAUCACUGCUGAUGAAGUUUUGCUCUUGAAUUCCCUUGAUAGCUAUGUUUUGCAGUAUGUUGUAGAGCUACAAAGACGACUAACAAGUGGAGUAGGUGAGGUUUGGCAACCAGAGGGUCCUGAGUUGAACCGAAGAAGCUUUAGGAAUUUUGACAAUGUGUAUGGGAGUCCAUCUCCCGAUUAUUUACCCUUCGAGUUUAGGGCUCUUGAGGUUGCUUUGGAAUCUGCAUGUACAUUUCUUGAUUCUCAGGUACGUGUCAACUAAAAUGUCAUUGUGUUUGACUUAAUACGCGAUGAUAAACAAAGGUACUUCAAUUAUAAACUUGUGCUCCCAAAAUUAUUCUCUUGAGAA